Messenger RNA from Eucalyptus grandis, 1433 nucleotides. Its product is annotated as tetrapyrrole-binding protein, chloroplastic. Bases 173 to 1042 code for a protein of 289 amino acids. Gene Ontology annotation, molecular function: tetrapyrrole binding. Gene Ontology annotation, cellular component: chloroplast. The record is from RefSeq and is a predicted model, not a curated record. Gene Ontology annotation, biological process: chloroplast-nucleus signaling pathway. Lineage: Eukaryota; Viridiplantae; Streptophyta; Magnoliopsida; Myrtales; Myrtaceae. The transcript has a single exon.
AAUCAAAAUCCUCCCUGAAAUUGCUCCUGAUGAGAUCCUUUUUCACUUCCCACUUCCCCUCUUCUCCUCCCUCCUUAUCUUUCCCCCACACCAUCAUCAUCAUUCCAUACUCAUCUCCCUCCCUCGUCACACCAGACCACCCCACAAACUCCUCUCUCCCUCUCUCCAUCGAAUGGCGACGAAUUCUCUAAACCCCCUCCGCCACCAUCACAGCCGCCACCACGGCGGCCGCCACCACCACCUCAGACGCCGCCACUCCCUAGACUCCCCGUCCUCUCUCUUCCUCAAACCCACCACCACCACCACCAUCACCACCGCACAGUCUCUCUCCACCUCCACCACCACCACCUUUUCUCUCUCCCCCGCCACCUCCUCCUCCUCCUCCACCGCCGCCGACGCCGCCACCGCCACCACCCCCUCCCCCUCCCCCUCCUCCACCUCCCUCGACCUCCUCGAGCGCCACCUCGCCGCCAAGAACUUCCGGCAGGCCGACGAGGAGACCCGCCGCCUCCUCAUCGCUCUUGCUGGCGACGCCGCCCUCAAGCGCGGCUACGUCUUCUUCUCCGAGGUCCAGUUCAUCGCCGCGGCCGACCUCAAGGCCAUCGACGGCCUGUGGCGUCGCCACAGCGGCGGCCGCUUCGGGUACAGCGUCCAGAAGAGGCUGUGGGACAAGUCCAAGCGGGACUUCACGAGGUUCUUCAUCAGGCUCGGGUGGAUGAAGAAGCUGGACACGGAGGUGGAGCAGUACAACUACAAGGCGUUCCCGACCGAGUUCAUGUGGGAGCUGAAGGAGGACACUCCCGAGGGCCACUUGCCGCUCACCAAUGCCCUGCGAGGGACUCGGCUGCUCAGCAACAUCCUCACUCACCCGGCUUUCGCCGACGCGGAAGCCGAAGGAGGAGGAGGAGAAGAAGGAGAGGCGCAAGAACGAGGUGAUCCAGCAAUCAAGAAAGGCGGGUUGUUGAAGGGCUUGAAGGGCGAGAACGCCUCCUCCUCAAAGCCGCAAUCCGAAAGGGUGUUCAAACCAGACUACAGCUUCUGAUCUUGCUUCAGGAAUUACUGUUACUGAUUCAUCAAUCUUGAUGAAAUCAGCACACCCAUAAUCGGUACAUUGUUGAUUGGUCUUUCUUUAUCUUUUGGUUUCUGCAUAUUCUGCUCUCUUUUCUUUUUCCUUUUUUGGGUUUCCAUCAUCGUUUAACACAUAGUCAUCGGCAUUGCCAUGUUGCAAUGUGACCGAUUCUGUGUGUGCCAAGUGCGGAAAUGAAAUGGUUUAUAGAAAGAGCAUGGGGACAAGUCAAAUAGUAAUAUGUAAUUUAAGUGCUUUUUUCUAUGGGACAGUGGGGACAAAGGCAGGGGCCAGACAUUUUGUUCAUUUAUAUGUCUUCUUUAUAAGGUCAAUACUAAAUAUUAACACACGUAGAAUUUGUUUUUUC